AUGACUGCAGUUGCAAAUCCAGCGAAUUUCUCCAAUUCAAGACCAGCAUGGGGCACGAUUAACGGGAAUCAUCAAAUGAAUUCAGAAGAAGGCCGGGGCGGCAUCGGCAUGUUUGCGCCGCGCAAGGCUCUCAGUCGAUCCAACUCGUCCUCAUCCGUUUCAUCAACAUCUUCGAAUUCCUCCGCUACCACAGUCGCCUCAAACGGCUCCCACGCCAAUGGCACUCCACUGUCUUCGACUACAGAUCUAAGCCAAUGGUCGGCUAACGGUGCACCUCGAAAACGACCUCAACCAAAAACCCCCUGGCCUCCCGGGAAAGGGGAUUUCCAACAACAAGACAUGUCUCGACUACCUCCCGGCAGAGCUCAAGGCAUGGUGACGGCCCAUGGGCCUGUGCAGGCCGGCCCUGGCCAGGUUCCAAUGACGCCGCAAGGUAUGAUGCGUCCUAUGGGAGCUGAACAAGUCCCUCCUGGCCAACCGGUUUUAUAUCUGCUAUCCCUAAACGGCACCUUUGAACGAAAAACGAUCGCCGUCCCUUUUGCUCCCGAGAGCCUCCGUAUAGGUCGACAAACAAACCAAAAGACCAUUCCGACCCCUACCAACGGUUUUUUUGACAGUAAAGUGCUGUCAAGACAACAUGCUGAGAUAUACGCGGAACGCAAUGGCAAGAUCUAUAUCCGUGAUGUCAAGUCUUCGAACGGUACCUUUGUCAACGGCACUCGCCUAUCACAAGAAAACCGUGAAUCGGAACCCCAUGAACUGCAGACUUCCGAUCAUCUUGAACUCGGUAUCGACAUUGUUAGCGAGGAUCAGAAAACUGUGGUCCACCACAAAGUGGCUGCCAAGGUGGAGCAUGCUGGGUUCAUGAGCGCGUCAAGUAAUGUCAUGGACAUGAACUUUGGCGACCUCGACCCAGCUAAUGGCGCUAUGAUGAUGCCUUCUGGGCCUAUGCAGUUACGUGGCCGUACAAACAGCAAUGCCUCCAUGGCUAGUAAUGGCCGAAUGAUGCCAAAUGGCGUUGGACCUAUGAAUAUGCAAGCCAACGGCAUGCCACAACAACGACCCUUCUUUCUCACUCCUGUUGCCACGGAUCAAAUUUUAAAACGACUUGCGAAUGAAAUGCGCAACGCUCGACUUCAGGCGCAGGAUUUAGGCCGCACUAAUCAGUUCGUCCACACCUUACUAUCCAAGGACGACCUUAAGGACCUCGAGAAGCCAGAUGGCCUCGAGCAACCCAAGCCCAUUGUAAAUGGAAUGGGAACACCGUUCCGUGCUGACCCCAAAGCGCGAUUCUCUGAUCCUCCGGCUCCUCCUCCGCAGCAACCUCUUCCCGAGAAGCCCGAUGUUCCCUCACUUAAGCGCGGCCCUACCGAGAGACCCAAGUCAGGUCCGCCUAACUCACCUGUUCGUCCUGAUAAUCUCAGCCAGAUCGUUCAGCUUACGGAGGCUCUUAACAACGCUAAGCGGGACAUCGACUCACAAACAGCACGCAUGCGUGAGCUUGAAGAGAUGUUGCAAAAGGAGAGAAUUGCAAGGGAGGAAGCAGAAGAGUUGGCCAAACGAUUAGAAGAGUCAGCAACUAUACAUAUGAACGGAUCAGCUGUGCCCGGAGAGAUGGAAUCUUCUGUGGAACCUGAAGUUUCAGAAGAUGAAACGAAUAUUCCUCCCGAAGUCGAGAUCACUGAUGAGGCAACUCCUGCUGUUGACACAGCACAAGAGACAGCCGCUGAUCUCCAGUCCCGGAUCGACAUGAUGGAGAACCAGAUGCGAGAUAUGAAGGAGCAGAUGGAGGAGUGGAAGCAGCGAUGCGAAACUGUUGAGACAGAACGAGACGCUGACAGGAAGACGCUGGCCGAGAUGGUUGUUCAGCUUCGUGCUGAAGAAGCACUUCGAGAGGCAGCAGAGAAGAGGGCCCGAUCGAGAUCAAGGAAGCGAGACACAGAAGCCAAUGGCGAUGUUGACCACUCAGGGAUUUCUAAAAGCUCUCCUGGUGAUGCCGAGGUCGUCGAGGCCGUUGUCAACGACGCGGCAUCGGACGCGCCGACUUUGUCUCGGGCCAAUACCAUCACACCAGCAAGCCAGAAGGGCGUUGUGCGAGGGCAAGAUCAACGCCUUCAAGCCGCACUACCUUAUGCUUCAGUAAUCGGUGUUGUUCUAUUCGGCAUGGGGUUGAUGGCAUACAUCAACGGAUGGCAGGCUGAGCCUCCUCGCCCCGAGCAAUGA
Fusarium sp. VM40 is the source of this 2223-nucleotide messenger RNA. NCBI's taxonomy places the organism in Eukaryota, Fungi, Ascomycota, Sordariomycetes, Hypocreales, Nectriaceae. The record is from the annotation of a GenBank genome assembly.